UUUUUGGUCAUUUCCUUGGAAACUCCGUCUCUACUUCGUGUAUUCAAGUGCCCACACCCAACAACCGCGAGCUUGCUUCUCUCUUCUCCCUCUUCCUCCUGCUCCUCCGCCGCCGACGACCUUCUUCCAGUUCGCCACCCUUCUAUAGUUACCGGGCCACCAGAACCAGCGAUGCAGAGCGCCGUUCUCUCCCCCUCCUUCACUCCGCUCCUCCGCCCCAAACCCCACGAUCCCCUCACCCGGAAACAAACCCUUCUCCGCCUCCGUCCCCUCUCCGCUGCCUCAUCCUCCUUCGCCACCACUUCCGCCGCAUCCUCCUUCCAUGGCCUCCCGCCGCUCCGCUCUUUGGUCUCCCUUCCUUCCCUUUCAGAUCGGAGGCGCGACGACGCCCUCGCGUGCCGAGCCACCGCUGUCCCCGAGAGCGCCUCGCCCGGCGAUGGUGACGCUUCUUCCAAAUCCGGUGGGAUUCUGCAGACGCUGCAACUUGGCGCUCUGUUCGGCCUCUGGUAUCUCUUCAACAUCUAUUUCAACAUCUACAACAAGCAGGUUCUGAAGGUCUUUCCAUUCCCACUUACUGUCACGACAGUUCAAUUUGCUGUUGGAGCUACCCUUGUCUUGUUCAUGUGGACCACUAAUUUAUACAAGCGUCCUAAGAUUUCUGCUUCCCAGCUUGCUGCCAUCUUACCAUUGGCUGUGGUCCACACAAUGGGCAACCUGUUUACAAAUAUGAGCCUUGGCAAGGUUGCUGUUUCAUUCACACAUACAAUCAAAGCUAUGGAGCCCUUUUUCUCAGUCCUUUUAUCUGCCUUAUUUCUAGGAGAGAUGCCUACUAUAUGGGUUGUAUUAUCUCUUAUGCCCAUUGUUGGUGGUGUUGCUUUGGCCUCUCUUACUGAAGCUUCUUUUAACUGGGCUGGAUUCUGGAGCGCAAUGGCUUCUAAUGUAACCUUCCAAUCUCGCAAUGUGCUCAGCAAGAAAGUCAUGGUUAAGAAAGAGGUAAAAAAAAUUCUUGAGGAUUUAACAUUAAUGAUAAUAUUCUGGAAACAGGUUUUCAUGCAAUUUGUUUGUGCUCUGCAGGAAUCAUUGGAUAACAUAAAUCUCUUCUCCAUAAUAACUGUCAUGUCAUUUUUCCUUCUUGCUCCUGCAACUUUGUUUGUGGAGGGCAUCAAGGUUACCCCCACAUAUUUGUUGUCUGCUGGUUUGGAUCUUAAUCAAUUAUAUCUGAGAUCACUUAUUGCUGCAAUGUGCUUCCAUGCUUAUCAGCAGGUUUCAUAUAUGAUACUCGCAAGAGUAACACCUGUAACCCACUCUGUUGGCAACUGUGUGAAGCGUGUUGUUGUCAUCGUCACUUCCGUCCUUUUCUUCAGGACUCCGGUUUCACCCAUCAAUUCACUUGGUACUGGGAUCGCCCUUGCUGGAGUUUUCCUGUACUCAAGGGUGAAGAAAAUCAAGCCUAAGACUGCGUGAUUAGCUUAUCUUCUCUUUGUUCUUGUUCAUGGAAAUCUAAACUCAAUUUAGAGGAUAAACUUUUUCUGUUCUCAUUGAUGCUGUGCUUCCCAUUUGCUUCACAGCAUAUGGCUAAGUUUUGAAUUCGAACGUAUGUUUUCUUUCUUAAUAUUUGGAAUUUGAAGCAAAUAUUUUUUGCGAUCGAAUA
Messenger RNA from Zingiber officinale, 1651 nucleotides. Its product is annotated as phosphoenolpyruvate/phosphate translocator 2, chloroplastic-like. Gene Ontology annotation, molecular function: antiporter activity. Gene Ontology annotation, biological process: transmembrane transport. The coding region runs from base 172 to 1464 and encodes 430 amino acids. The record is from RefSeq and is a predicted model, not a curated record. Gene Ontology annotation, cellular component: membrane; Golgi apparatus. The transcript is spliced from 8 exons. Lineage: Eukaryota; Viridiplantae; Streptophyta; Magnoliopsida; Zingiberales; Zingiberaceae.